CCGCGGCACCACGCGACGCCGCCGCCCCCGACGCCGCGUCUCCUCCGCCGACUCGAGACGCCGCCUCCCCCGCCUGACCGCGCGGUAACCCGGUCGCAUUCCGCCCGUCGCGCCUCCCCCGCCGCACCACGCGACGUUGGUGGCCCCGCGACACCGCCUCCCCCGACGUCGCGCCUCCUCCGCCGCACCCCACGAAGCCGGAGGCCGCCGAGCGCUGCUGGGGGCGGCCGGCCUAGGGCAACGAGCCCCGCUGGAUCUCAGAUCCUGGCGGCAGGGAUCGGAGAGCUCGCGCAGAUCCACGUCGCCCUGCCACAGUGAUGCCGUCGUCCCCACCGCCGCACGCGCCGCAGAUCCAUGGCCGUCCUAAGGCCUCCUCUCCCCCCCCCCCCCCCCCGGCCCCUACCUCCCCAAGCUGCGGUGCCGCCGCCGCUGCAUCCGCGCCUCCCCCUUGGCCUCUCGCCCGACCCUCGCGCCUCUCCCUCCGCGAGACGCUGCCGCCCGGUUCCGCUCCCACAGAUCCGCACGCACACGGCGCACGCCUCCACUCUCUGCGGUGGCUCGCCGCUCCUGCAUCCGCCCUCCCUGCGCCGAGAGGGUAGCGACGCCGCCGGCCGCACCUCCCCUCCCCGGCGUGGUCGCGCCAGGGCAGCAGGGCCCCCGGCCGGCGUGGCGUCGCGCGUGCAGCCUGCUAAUCAGCCUCCCGCCGCCGACACACUUGAAGAACGACCGGUGGCUGGGGCGACGAUACUUUCGAGGGCAUCACAGCUGUGCCCAACGAUUCAUCAUUCCCCGCGCGAUCACGGGAUCACAAGCAUAGCGACUCUGUCCGUGCUUCAUUGGGUCAGCCAUGUAUACCCACGGUACAAGCUAAACUCCAAAUGGAGUGAGCUCAACGCAGAUGCAUCUGGCGAGAUUCUCAAACGUCUUGAUGUCAUAGACAAACUAAACUUCAUGUGCACAUGUAGAUCGUGGUUUUCCUUGUGCUGUGCUCUCAAGGGUAAUCGUCUCAGAUCAGGAUCCGUAACAUUACUUUUACCCGACUUACAUUUAUAGAUAUUGUACACAAAACUGGACCUUCUGUUAAAGUGAUUCAUCUAUAAAAAAGCUGGAUGUGACAAUGGGAGUGGCUGAUAGGGUGAAAAUGUAACAUAUGCAGUAAUCACCUUGAUGAUAAAUUAUUGCUCAAGCUUCCUCAGCAGCUGUUCCUUUGAAGGGUCUCUUUGCCCUAUGCUGUAACAAUAUCGUGUAUCCAUUUGCUGUUUUUUGGUCUUACUAAUGACUGGCUAAUAAUGAACUGCAGAAUUACAUGAAGUUGUGCCCGAGGUGAGCGGUGUCUUAGCAGAUCCAACAAUCAAAUUCUUGACCCUGUGAUUGUGAGUGCGGAUGAUUUUUUUUCUUGUUUACAGCUGUAUUUGAGCUUAAGUAAGCCACCAAAAUAAUUUGUACAAUAUUUUCUCUUCAUUGCUAAAGAAAAACUUGUAUUGAGUGACUCCUAGGGGUGUCUAACCUUUUCUAGACAAAGUUGAGUGGUAGUUUGAAAACAGCAAUAGUUCCUUAUUAUUUUCGUUGAGCAAUAACCUAAACUGUGAGAGUAUCUGAAUGCAUUUUUUAUGAAAUUUUUCUGUCUGUCUUAUUAAAGAUGGUGGAGAAAAUUUUUUAUAUUGCAUUGGAUUCUCUAAGUGCACAAUUUGGACUAAAAGGCAGCUAAUUGCAGCUUCUCUGAAGCCCUUGCAGCUUGACUAAAAGCGGAGAAGCUGCAGCUCGCCAUUUGUGGAUUGUAGGAUCCUGUGUGAAAAAUCGAGUUUGUUUAACAGUCAAUUCAGAUUGUUUACAUGAAAUCUUGUAUGCAGGCUGAACUACGGUGACUCAAGACCCUGCCUAAGUGGGUGUCAUUUGUUGCAGAUGAGGCUCAACUUGGUGUUUACCUACUGGGUUACCUGCAGGUGAAGCUCAGCAAGGAGCGAAACGUUUGUGCAGCCAUCCAACAAGCUGGCAGGAGACCAGCACAUGGUGCCUUCUUUGAUACUUUUGUUCAUGCUAUCUUUUGUAGAAAUUGGUUGGCUUAGUCUUAUGCAUCUCCAUAUGGUAUACUAUAGCUUUGAAACGUUUUUCUAUAGGAAGAUUGAAGUAGUUAGGUGAAGGGGAACACUCUAUUUGGACUAUUUAUCACUAUAUAUUAAGAUCAUAAGAGAAUACUGGAUUGUGAUUUCUUUGGUAA
Panicum virgatum (switchgrass) is the source of this 2218-nucleotide messenger RNA. Its product is annotated as formin-like protein 20. Bases 355 to 1053 code for a protein of 232 amino acids. Lineage: Eukaryota; Viridiplantae; Streptophyta; Magnoliopsida; Poales; Poaceae. The record is from RefSeq and is a predicted model, not a curated record. The transcript is spliced from 3 exons. Gene Ontology annotation, molecular function: protein binding.